Molecule: messenger RNA, 3683 nt
Organism: Schistosoma rodhaini
Lineage: Eukaryota; Metazoa; Platyhelminthes; Trematoda; Strigeidida; Schistosomatidae
Source: the annotation of a GenBank genome assembly
GAGUACAAGAUUGGAACUUACUGAGAAGUACUUCAGUUUACAAAUUUACUUUUGUUUACUAACGUCAACUCAUAUUUUUUCUUCUUCUUCUUCUCCAUAAAUUAACAUUUUCUUCACUAUUUUUUUAUUCGAAUAAAUAAGUUUUUUGAAAGAAAAAAGUUUCAAAUUUGACGCCAUUUGACUAUUUAUUUCAUUUAAACAAAUUAAUUUUCCCAUUUACUUUUGAAGUUACUGAUUUUUCAAAAAAAAAAAAGAAAGUUUAAUGUUUUGUUUAAAUAUGAAGAAUUUCACUUUGAACAUUCAAUCUAUAUUACCGGAAAUUGAUUAAUUAUUAAUAAUUUGGUGAAUUAUCAUCUUCAAAGUGAAAAAAGAAUUUUUUUCUAAAAAAAACACAUUAAACUCAAGAUCAAAUUUGAAUUUUCAAAUAAUAAAACAAAAUCAUUUAAAUGUCAUUGAAUAAAUCAAAUAAAUCAGCUUGUAUACCAGCGAAUAUGAUUACUCGUGAUCCCGUAACUGGCUUAGGUGAUCUAGAAGCUGAAUGGAAUCCUCUUAACGGAUGUCAUUUACGUAGAAGACACUUUCCUCAUCGUGAUCCAAUUAGAAUGGAAGGUGAUAUGGGUACUGAAUACAAUUGUCUGUAUACUACUAAAGAACUUACAUGUAAAGAUCGUGUUAAUACUACAGAUACAAACUAUUCAAAUGGGUACUUUUAUGUGGAUCAUUUGAAUAACAAAAAUGAAAAUAAACACAGUGAUGAUAAUUACAAUAGUAAUAAUAAUAAUACUCAUGAAGAUUAUAAUCAAGACCGUGACCCAAUAACACUUCAAGGAGAUUUAGGUGAAGAACUAGACAUGUUUAGACCACAUGGUAGUAGAUCAAGAAAUAAAAUUGAUCAUAAUAUACAUGUUUCAAGGUCUGAUUCUAUCAGUGGUAAAUGUGAAUAUAAUGUAGAAAGCAAUUCAGUAAAUCACUACAAUGAAAAACAAUGUAACGAAGAGAAUUCAAAAAGAUAUUCUUAUCUUGCUACAGAUCCGAUAACUCAUUCACUGCCAGAAACAAAACUAGUCCGAUCUCAGUCAGUACGACAUUAUAAAGAAGCAUGGGCUACACAUGAUCCAAUCGGUUAUAUGCACAGAACUGGUACAUCAUAUAAGACGGAUAAAGUUCGAGGAAUGAAACAUUUUCCAAGCAAUAAAAAUAGUGAUGAUCCCGUGACCCAUCGAUUAUCAAUUAAUCAUCAUCGGCAGCAGCAUCGUCCCCAGUUGACAUAUACUGCCUCAAAAUCUAGAUUCAAUACCCUGAGAGCGAAUACUAAUCCGAUUACACAUCAACAGAAAAAUAUAUCUUCCGAUCAAUCACCAAUUGAAUUGAACGAUGAAACAUCGACAAUCGGAGACUUCAAUGAAGUGACUAUAGGCAAUGUGUCUGCAGUUCCAGAGAAUAGAAAAUUACGAAGGGCUCUUCGAAAUCCCAUUACUGGUGAAGGAAUGUGUGACAGUGAUUAUAUUGACCUGCUUAAAUUACCAAGUGAAUAUUACUUUCGAAGAAAUCGAGACACUUUGUCGUCGACAUUGAAUAUCCAUCCACAUUCACCACCAGUACAACCAUCAUCAACAACUACACCUUCAACUAAUGCUGCUGUGUCUGUUAAAAAAGUACCUACUCAGAAAGAUGCAAAUUCUACGAGCAAACCGACUCCAAGUAAGCCAAGACAUCAAACACCGCCGCCGCCAUCGCAACCGACUUUGACACAACAACCACCGAAGCUAGAACCAAAAGUUGAAAAAAGCACCCCACAACCUAUAGAAAAGAAAGUUAUCCGCCCAAAAAAAACCGAGAUGCUAACUGAAAAACAACCAGUUAAAGAAAACAAACAGCCGGUCGGUAGUGUAACACAGUCACAGCCAAUUACUGAGACACAAUUGUCUACAAAAGAAGCGGAGCCACAAACACCGAAAAUGGUUGCAGAACCACAGACACUAGAGACUGAAAAACAGAAAACACCGAAAGAAGUAACUAAGCCACAGACACCAAAAAUCGAGAAACCGGAGGCACCAAAAGAAACUGUAAAACCACAGACACCAGAAACUGAAGAACCGCAAACGCCGAAGGGAGCUACAAAUCCACAGAAACUAGAAGCUGAAAUACCACAAGCACCGAAAGAAGUAGCUAAGCCACAAACACUGAAAACCGAAGAACUAAAAACGCCAAAAGAAAUAGUAAUUCCAGAGACAUCAGGAGAGACUGCGGAACUACACACACCAGUAGAAACUCCGAUAACUCCCGCUAGUCAUACUUUAGAAGAGUCAACUGCCGAAACAAAGUCGGCCGGAAAGCCUGUACCGCAAUCGUUGAGUGAAGAACUGGAGUUAGUCAUCGGUGAAUCCAAAUCCCCGCAACCCCCAACGUCCUCAUCAAACAACAAAAUACGGGACGGGAUGAGCGAGGACUUACACAGUCCCGCUGUCCAGUCCCCACCAACUAGUGAAGCGAAUUCAUUUGUGGACAAGAUGCCACGCCUGUCUGACGCACAAACUUUGAAGAAUGAUCUUACGCCCAGACCAUCUACAGAAUUGCCAGAGACGGGAGAAGCAUGAGUAACCUCGUGGAAUAAAUGUUCAACUGGCUUGGUAAAUCUGAUGGUUGCUGAUUGGAUUAUUCUCACGUAUUUAGUUGAAGAGAACUGUGCUUCUUUUAGCACGUUCCGUUCUCAAUUUUCUUUUUAAGCUUAACCCCGGGUGAUGGACGGUAUUUUCGUUUAUUAUUUGAUUCAGAAAAUUUUAACUUUCGGCAUAAUGAGAAUGGAUCAUGACUUUCGUGUAACGUUUCCGAUAUUUCGAUAUAAUGAUCAAACAAAUCAGCAAACCAGAUAUAUUUUGAAAUUUUUAAAGUAUAUUCACUUACCGGUCCUUAACAGAUAUACUACACCACUUUAAAAAUGUCCCUUACUAGACCUGUAGUUUGGUAUCAAGCGUUGCCAAGCCACAAAAAAAUCAGAGACCAGGAAAAACACCUUUCAUUGAGAGUACGGGUAAUUAAACUAGGAUAGCACUUCAAUGCUGAAAUUUACACAGAUAUUAAAUUUUUACGAAAGACAAACUAGUUCGUAUGCAAGGUUAUGUACCAAGCUAUCGAAGUUGAGUAACCAACCUCGUACGGAAACACCGGGAAGUAGCCAGCCCCUACCCCGCUGAGAUGAUACAUCAAUUAGGAUUUGGAUGUAAAUAUCAGGCUGCAGUUGAUAUAGAACUCUAGUCGUUGCCGUCAGUUAGAUUUUGUAAACCAUGAAGUCAUAGGACGAUUAUGGGCUAGGUUGUGUGGCGCUUUUGACCGAAAAACACGUAACAGGUAUCCGUGACCCUCAAAUGUCUACCAAAGCUAGCAAGUAAAGCAGAUGAAUUAACAAAACCCAUGCUUCUUCAGAUAACAUAACCGAAUUCGUGCAUCCCCCUUACCGAUUUGCACAUGGCAAUAGAAGCAUAUUUUGCAAGCUUAAAUCCUCAUAAUAUGUAUUAUUUCCUUGCACUGAUCUGGUGUGUGGCUCGUAAGAUGGAAGGGAAUCACGAUAGGACUUUUGGUGACCCUUAGGACAAACUUGAAUACUAGGUCAUACACUUCAGCGCUGAAAUCAACGCUGCUGUAAAUGAAGCAAAAACGAACUUCUGUGAAAUAUCGUUUUAUUC